Molecule: messenger RNA, 1709 nt
Organism: Thrips palmi
Lineage: Eukaryota; Metazoa; Arthropoda; Insecta; Thysanoptera; Thripidae
Exons: 5
Coding region: 164-1642 (492 amino acids)
Source: RefSeq, a predicted model, not a curated record
AGCAAGGAGCAAAAUUGUUUGCUUCAGCCCGGCAGUCGCGUCAUGUAGCACAGGUUCUUUCAAACGUGCAUAACCUCAACUUCUUCGAACAGACUCUUCCCUACUAUUUUAUUCUCCUCAUUUUUACAUACUUUUGAAAUUUUCUUGUCUUUCAGGUUUCAAAAUGAAUGUGGCUGUCAUUCAGGGGAUGAGACAGGGCACUGUCUUGUAUCAUUGCCAUGAUGGAUUCUAUUAUUACUUUAACAAUGGGAAGAGCUAUGAAUUUGAUGGAGGAAAUGCCACUUCAAUCAAUCUUCGCUGUAAAAACUGGACCUCUCAGUGGUGUCAUGGAACAGCGAGAAUUUUAAUCUACAAUGGGAGGAUCCAGUGGACUAAUCUGCUUGAGCACACCUGUCCUGCUGAUGAAGAUUUUCACCUUGUAAGACAGCUGAGAGGGGAGAUUAUACAAGAAAGUGUUAACUUAGAUGGACCCUUUGAAACGCCUGCUGAAGUCCUAAACCGUGUCAGAGAAAGGUUUGAUGUUGAUGUGGCUGCAAGAAUUACAAAUUCCGCAAUGAGAUCCAUUAUAUCUCGUGCUCGGGGUGGCUUGUACCCGAAUAUUCCUGGAAGCUUGGAAGAGCUUGGAAAUCUUCUAAAUGACAAUCCACAUUUGUCAGCUACUCAAGAUGAAGGGGACAACUUUUUUGCUGGCAUGGUUCGAGGUCGAGGUCCAGGGACUAUAUCCCUUGUAUUUUUUUCUGAAAGAAUGCGGCAAUAUCUUGCUAGAACAAGAGUUGUAUCUUGUGAUGGUACUUUCAAAAGUAGACCCAUUUUGCCAAACUCAGCACAACUGCUGCAAAUUGUAGGAGUGAUAGACUAUCAUGCAACGCCUCUUGUACAGGUUCUAAUGACUGGCAAGUCUGAAGAAGAGUAUGUGGCAGUCCUGCGUUUUCUACAGCAACGUGUUCCAAGGUUCAGACCAAGGAUUGUCAUUACUGACUUCGAGGCGGCUAUGCAAAAUGCUUGGAGAGAAGUGUAUCGGUGUCCUGUGUGUGGCUGUUACUGGCACCACUGUAGAGCUGUGACACUGAAGACCCGACAUCUAGGUCUUACUGGCCUCUUACGAGAGGACAGAAUAUGUCGAAGCAUUGCCAGAUCAUUGCUUGCCGUGCCCUUACUUCCAAAACGCUAUAUGGAAAGGGGCGUUCGAGUACUCAUAGCAGAGGCUCACCGUGAAGGGAGACUUGAUCAGUUAAAUGCUCUUUUUGAUUACUACACUGAUACUUGGUUCUCAGCAUCAGCAUUUGAAUCUCUCAGUGUGUAUAGAGCAGAGCACAGGACGAACAAUUGUGCGGAAACUGCCAACAAAAUGUUUGGCUCAAAAACUGGAGCAAACAGGCCAGGCGUGUAUCGUUUCCUAAGUGCUCUUCGGAAAUAUGAAAGAGAAGCUUUCACUACUCAGAGGACACUUGAUGCUGGCCUGCCCAUUAACCGCCCAAGAACAGUCCAGGCUAUGAACAAUGACAUCAUGAUAAUGAACUACACAAACCAACUCAGGCAAGGCAGGAUAAGCAUUCGAACAUUCCUUCAUAGAGCCUCUACUAGAGUCAUGAAUGUCUACAAUUUUUUCUUGGAGCCUGUAAGACAAGCUGGGGCUCAGUGAUUGGUUUCGUAUUGUGCUGAUCCUGUUCAUUUGUAGUAUAUCACUUUGCUUGCGAUACUUAGCAUAA